AUGAGGAUGGAGGAACAUGAGUCAAUUGCUGACUUUAGCUCGAAACUUAGCUCACUCGUUCAAGAGUCCCGUACCCUGGGAAAGGUAUACAAGGAUGCUAAGUUAGUGAAGAAACUUCUUCGGUGUCUUCCAGACAAAUUCACAGCAUACAAGGCUGGGCUAAGUGCAAACCUAUCUUUGAGACGAUCUCUACGACGAGAUGGUGGGAAACUGCAGCUACACGAACUGGAACUAGGAGGUGUCAAAAAGGCUAAGGGUAUUGCACUCAUAUCAACGGAGAAACAGUCGGAAGAAGAGCCUGAAGAAGACAGUAUCAGUCUCUUGGUACGUCGCUUUGACAGAGUCUGA
Messenger RNA from Microthlaspi erraticum, 348 nucleotides. The record is from the annotation of a GenBank genome assembly. Lineage: Eukaryota; Viridiplantae; Streptophyta; Magnoliopsida; Brassicales; Brassicaceae.